AUGUAUGUGAAAUGCUUUGAAACAGCAAUGUUUUACUAUGUUAUAUUUGUUUUAAAAAAAAACUUAAUUUUUUAAAACUUUCAAAUUUGCCGCUGGUUCCGGCGCCCGUACGUCCCGAUGUCACAGGGACCGGAACACAGAAGCCGGAUGCCGGCAUCCGCCGGAGGAGAUGGCCGGGGACGCUGCAGGAGGGACAUCGCGGGAGCGAAGGACAAGGUAAGUGAAGAACAGAUCCUGGAGCAGCACCGCAUGGUAAGCCCGAGUGUAGCUCGGGGUUACCACUUGUGGUACUGAAACUUUACCCCGAGCUACACUCGGGAAUACCACCAGGGAGGUUAA
Messenger RNA from Staurois parvus, 339 nucleotides. The record is from the annotation of a GenBank genome assembly. Lineage: Eukaryota; Metazoa; Chordata; Amphibia; Anura; Ranidae.